UAACCUAGUGCUGCACCUUCGAUUGCCAUUAGUCGUUCCACGGAAGCUGUGAGAUAUAGUUUUCAAAAUCGCAAUCAGUAUGAAGUUCAUUGCUGCCGUCUGUUUGAUGUUCGCCCUGCUGGGUGUUACCUUGGGCCUCAAGGAUCCCAUCUGUGGACUGCCCCCUGCAAUGAAGGGCGAUGGUAUCAUCGCUUGUUACGCUUAUUUUCCCCUGUUCAGCUAUUAUCCCGAAAGCAAUUCCUGCGAAUUGUUCAUCUACGGAGGCUGUUGGGGCAACGCCAAUAGAUUUCAUUCCAAGGAAAGUUGUGAAGAAAAGUGCUUGGAAUAAAAUGUUAAUAAGCUAAGGCCAAUAUAAUAUGCCGAAGACAGAAAUAUAAUUUCUUUCGUAACUUCUAUUCAAAAAUUCAGAAA
Drosophila erecta is the source of this 411-nucleotide messenger RNA. Its product is annotated as male accessory gland serine protease inhibitor. Gene Ontology annotation, molecular function: serine-type endopeptidase inhibitor activity. Lineage: Eukaryota; Metazoa; Arthropoda; Insecta; Diptera; Drosophilidae. The transcript has 2 exons. The coding region runs from base 80 to 328 and encodes 82 amino acids. The record is from RefSeq and is a predicted model, not a curated record.